GCUUGAGAUAUCGAUCGAAUUAAACUGUACGCAAAAGUUAGAACUUGGAGUGAGAAAAUUCAGAUAUGAGGGGAACUGGAGGACCGUUGUUAUGCAUCGGAGAUCUCCUGAGCGAUGUGGGUGAGGAAGAAGACGUGGUUUCAGCUCCCUCUCCCUCAUCGUCUUUCCCUUCGGUUUCUGUUUCGGAUUCAAGCCUCGCUCCUGAUCUCCCCAAACUCUUCCAGGAAAACUACGAGCAUUUGAAUAAGGCACUUGCUGGCACAGACCAUUCUUGGACGGCUUUGACAUUGAAGCUAUGCACUGCCCUUGAAACUGCGAACGAGCUGCUUCAGUCUACCAACUCAAAUGUUGGAUUGUUGUCAGAGAAGGUUGGGGAACUUCAGAAAGUUGUCAAGAGAGCGGAUUCUGCCAUUGCAGCUGCAAAGGCUGUCCAUGUUAAUCUAGAUGACGAGAAAGGUGCCAUUAUUGGCCAUGCAAAAUUCAAGUAAAUUCAGCUCUUAUUGCGAGAUUAGUUCAGGAAAAACUUCACAUGAUAUUUUACUACUUGACAAUACAAUUGUAUCAUUGUUAUUUAAGAGCCAGAGAUCCGAUGGGAAGACAUGAAAAAUGGUUGAGUAGAUCACUGCGACUUCUAUCAUGUUAAGGGGUCUUUUUUGA
This is a messenger RNA of Prosopis cineraria, 657 nucleotides long. RefSeq lists its product as uncharacterized. The record is from RefSeq and is a predicted model, not a curated record. The transcript is spliced from 3 exons. NCBI's taxonomy places the organism in Eukaryota, Viridiplantae, Streptophyta, Magnoliopsida, Fabales, Fabaceae. Bases 66 to 488 code for a protein of 140 amino acids.